This is a messenger RNA of Eurytemora carolleeae, 2710 nucleotides long. Its product is annotated as MOB kinase activator-like 2. The record is from RefSeq and is a predicted model, not a curated record. The coding region runs from base 253 to 1440 and encodes 395 amino acids. Gene Ontology annotation, cellular component: cytoplasm; nucleus. Gene Ontology annotation, molecular function: protein kinase activator activity. Lineage: Eukaryota; Metazoa; Arthropoda; Copepoda; Calanoida; Temoridae. The transcript is spliced from 11 exons. Gene Ontology annotation, biological process: signal transduction; positive regulation of protein phosphorylation.
CCGUCUCACUGGUUUUUAUUUAACUCACUGUAUUUUCAAUUUAUUUUUUAUUUUCUUCAAUGAUAAUAAAUUUGGUGAAAGUCGUUCUUGAUACUUUUUAGAAAGAUGAAAACGUAGAAAAUCAAUUGUGUGCGACAUAUCGACUAAAAGCCAGAUUAAAGUAGCGGGGUUUGAUUUAUCUAUGCUGGAUACUUUAAUUAAUUCAAGCUGGAGAAGCUUCCAGAAUACCUGCGGGACACGGUGGACUGGUUUAUGGGAAAAACUCGAGGGCGACGGGACCGAGAUACAAGCUGUGAUGAAACAAAAUUAUAUCUUCAGGAACCCUGCCUGGAGAAGAGAAUCCCUGAGGUGGAGUUGAUGUCUAUUACUGAAGUUCCAGAAGGGUUGGAUACCAAAGAAUGGCUGGCACUUCAUACAAUCGGAUUUUUCGAGCACAUAAAUCUGAUGUACGGAACUAUUUCGGAGUUCUGCACUCUCUCCAUCUGCCCAGAGAUGGUCGGUCCUGGUCCCAGAUAUUAUCUGUGGAUUGAUGAUAAGAGUAAGAAGAGCCGUGUCUCCUCCCCCCAAUAUGUUGACUUCGUCAUGACCUUUGUCCAGAAGACGGUCAACGAUGAAACCCUCUUCCCCACCAAGGAAGGGAAAGAGUUCCCCCCUAACUUUGAUGUGAUAAUUAAGAAGAUUCACCGUUUACUCUUCCAUGUUUUAGCAUACAUACAUCAUUCACAUUUCAGAGAGGUUGUACUGCUGGGAUUACAUGCACACCUCAAUUCAUUGUUUGCUCAUUUAAUAGAGUUUAAUCUUCAUUAUCAGACAAUAGAAGAUAAAGAAAUAGAAGUUUUACAGGACUUGAUUAAAUCCUUGAAAAUUAUGCCAUCUGUCAAUAACAAUCUGGGAGGGGAGGAGGAGGAGGAAGAUGAAGAAGAAGGAGGGGAUCAAUUGGAUAAUGCAGUGAAGGAUAAAGAGGAUGAAAACAAAACAGAUAAUGUUGUGAUGGACACAGGAGAGGACAAAGAGGAGGAGACGGAAGAGGAGAAGGUGGAGAAGGAAGAUGAGAAGGUGGAGAAGGAAGAGGAGAAGGGAGAGAAUGUAGAGGAAGAGGAGAAAAGAGAUGGUGAAGUAUCAGAGAAAGGAGAGAACUGCAAUGAAGAACAGAAAGAGAUGGAUACAGAGGAGAAGGAUACAGAUGAGAAGGAUACAAAAGAGAAGGAUACAGAAGAGAAGGAUACAGAGGAGAAGGAUUCUGAGAAGAAGGAUUCAGAUAAGAAGGAUUCAGAGGAGAAGGAUACAGAGAAGAAGGAUACAGAGGAGAAAGAAGAUACACAGACUGAUAAGGAGAAGAAUGAUGAAGAAGAAGUUGAAGAUAAGGAAGGGAGUGAGAAUAGUAAGAAAGAAGAUGAUGAUGAUGAUGAUGAUGAUGUUCUCCCAGGUCCUACUGCGUGAAUUCACGCAAUGAGUCCCAACUAGUCCCAAGUAUAGCGCACGUGGAAUUAGCUGAGCUAGUAGAAGACGACAUUUAACACGUCUAUUAGAAGACGAUAUUUAGAUACGUCCAGCCAAUCAGCAUUGAUAUUUCUAGCUUCCCAUUAGCUAUUGAAUAGCUCUGACACUAAAUGUAUUUUAUUUUGUAUAUUCUAUAUUAUCGUCGUGAGCAGGUUUAUUAAGUUUCGUAGUACACAGAUUAGGAUUAGAAAUAUAAUUUUUAAAGUACUAACAGAUUUAGUUUUUCCUUAAUAUAUUUUCAUGAAAACUUCCCCCCCUCCUCCCCCCCCCCCAUAUUCUUGAACAUAUUUUCUGAUGGAUCUAUUGCUGAAUAAAGGAUUUUUAAGGAAAAACAAAUGAAUUUUUGCGGCAAAAGUACGAAACAGGGUGAAAAAACUUGCCUUUUGAUGUCAAAUUUUUUUUUUUUCCCUAGAGCAUCAAAACCCCUCCGGUUAUUCUUGAAAAUAUAUACUCCAAAGGAAAUUAAAUUUUAAACCACAGAGCAAUUUUAAAAAACUUUCUAAUCAGCGGGAAAAUACUUAAUUUUAAUGAUUUCAUUUAAUUUAAAUUACUAUGGUGAAGUUGGUACAGCUCUGAGCUAAUUAGCACAAAAGUAUUUAUUUAUUUGCUUUGAGCAUUGAGCUUAAACGUGUUAUUUUGUAAUCGCUAUAUUCUUGUUUUGUUUAUUUAUCAUAUUUGCUUCAGGGCUACCCCCAGGCCCCUUAAGGACCCAUAUCUAAGCAUUUAAGUAUUAAUUUUAGAUAAAAAUGAUGUACCAGAUAAAGAAUUAAUGAGUUUAUUACUCUAUUUAAUCAUUACAGUAUAAUGUUAAUUUUCAAUUAAGUGUGAUCUUUUGUGCACAAGUAAAAAGUGAUUGUGAAUGUAUAUAGGGACUCUCCAUAAAUAUAGUGGCAAGUCUGAUUCACGUCAGGACCCUUAAAAAACGUUCUCCGAUCAAGAAUACAUUAUAUUCUCUUUGAAAUUUGAGAACUUUCAGUUAUGGUUUCUCUAAAAAGUGACUUGCGUACAUCUGAUUUAGAAACAAUGAAUUUAGAAUUAAACACUUCUCAAACUAGAAAUACUACGAUAUCUUUCACCUUUUUAAUAAAAAAUGUUUCCAAUGGUACCUAUGUGAAUCGGGCACGACCCUCUUAUAAAUGGAAAGGCACUAGAAAGUACGACGACAGUCCCAAUAUAAAGUUAUAGAAAUAAAAAAAUUCAAAAUUCAAAA